UCCUCUCGGUCCCAUAUUGAACUCGAGUUGGAAGAGGCGAGUCUGGUCUCAAAAUGGAGGUAAAACCACCGCCCAGUCGCCCCCAGCCCGACUCCGGCCGUCGCCGCCGCCGCCGGGGGGAGGAGGGCCAUGAUCCAAAGGAACCAGAGCAGUUGAGAAAACUGUUUAUUGGUGGUUUGAGCUUUGAAACUACAGAUGAUAGUUUAAGAGAACAUUUUGAAAAAUGGGGUACACUUACAGAUUGUGUGGUGAUGAGAGACCCCCAAACAAAACGUUCCAGGGGUUUUGGUUUUGUGACUUACUCUUGUGUUGAAGAGGUGGAUGCAGCAAUGUGUGCCCGACCACACAAGAUUGAUGGGCGUGUAGUGGAACCAAAGAGAGCUGUUUCUAGAGAGGAUUCUGUAAAGCCUGGUGCCCAUCUAACAGUGAAGAAAAUUUUUGUUGGUGGUAUUAAAGAAGAUACAGAAGAGUAUAAUUUGAGAGACUACUUUGAAAAGUAUGGCAAGAUUGAAACCAUAGAAGUUAUGGAAGACAGGCAGAGUGGAAAAAAGAGAGGAUUUGCUUUUGUAACUUUUGAUGAUCAUGAUACAGUUGAUAAAAUUGUUGUUCAAAAAUACCACACUAUUAAUGGGCAUAAUUGUGAAGUGAAAAAGGCCCUUUCUAAACAAGAAAUGCAGUCUGCUGGAUCACAAAGAGGUCGUGGAGGUGGAUCUGGCAACUUCAUGGGUCGUGAAGGGAACUUUGGAGGUGGUGGUAACUUUGGCCGUGGUGGAAACUUUGGUGGAAGAGGAGGCUACGGUGGUGGUAGUGGUGGCAGCAGAGGUAGUUAUGGAGGAGGUGAUGGUGGAUAUAAUGGAUUUGGAGGUGAUGGUGGCAACUAUGGUGGUGGUCCUGGUUACAGUAGUAGAGGAGGCUCUGGUGGUGGUGGACCAGGAUAUGGAAACCAAGGAGGUGGAUAUGGAGGUGGUGGUGGAGGAUAUGAUGGUUACAAUGAAGGAGGAAAUUUUGGAGGUGGUAACUAUGGUGGUGGUGGGAACUAUAAUGAUUUUGGAAAUUAUAGUGGACAACAGCAAUCAAAUUAUGGACCCAUGAAGGGGGGCAGUUUUAGUGGAAGAAGCUCAGGCAGUCCCUAUGGUGGUGGUUAUGGCUCUGGUGGUGGAAGUGGUGGAUAUGGUAGCAGAAGGUUCUAAAAAAUUUUCAGAAGAAAAGGGCUACAGUUCUUAGCAGGAGAGAGAGCGAGGAGUUGUUAGGAAAGCUGCAGGUUACUUUGAGAUAGUCGUCCCAAAUGCAUUAGAGGAACUGUAAAAAUCUGCCACAGAAGGAACGAUGAUCCAUAGUCAGAAAAGUUACUGCAGCUUAAACAGGAAACCCUUCUUGUUCAGGACUGUCAUAGCCACAGUUUGCAAAAAGUGCAGCUAUUGAUUAAUGCAAUGUAGUGUCAAUUAGAUGUACAUUCCUGAAGUCUUUUAUCUGUUGUAGCUUUGUUUUUUUCUUUUUCUUUUCAUUACAUCAGGUAUAUUGCCCUGUAAAUUGUGGUAGUGGUACCAGGAAUAAAAAAUUAAGGAAUUUUUAACUUUUCAAAAAAAAAAAAAAGAA
Messenger RNA from Mustela lutreola (European mink), 1596 nucleotides. RefSeq names its product heterogeneous nuclear ribonucleoprotein A3-like. The record is from RefSeq and is a predicted model, not a curated record. The transcript has a single exon. Bases 54 to 1190 code for a protein of 378 amino acids. NCBI's taxonomy places the organism in Eukaryota, Metazoa, Chordata, Mammalia, Carnivora, Mustelidae. Gene Ontology annotation, molecular function: RNA binding.